AUGGCGAACGCACCACCUCCCGUAUUCGGCGCGCCUGCUUACAUUCAACAACCUGGAAUAACAUCAGCUCCUCCGACGCAGUUAGCGCCGCCAAUACCCAAACAGUUGCCCUGCACCACUCCCAGCAAUACGCUUUACCUCAAUAAUUUAAACGAAAAGAUAAAAAUACCAGCACUUAAGAGUGCUUUACGCAGCAUGUUUGAGCAAUACGGAGAGAUAUUAGAUGUCGUAGCUCAUAGUAACUUAAGAAUGCGAGGACAAGCCUUUGUAGUUUUUAAAGAUCAAGAAAGUGCCGUAAAGGCUCAUAUGGCAAAACAAGGUGUUACGUUAGAAAACAAGCCAGUGGUAAUUCAAUACGCAAGAUCAAAGUCGGAUGCAAUAGCUAAACUUGAUGGCACUUAUGAAGAACAUAAGAAACAGAGGAUGGAAGCUAAAGAGAAACGAGCAAAAGAACCACCCCAGAAGAAGAUGAAGCAUUCACAUCCACAGGGUUAUCCCACAAUGUCAUCUGGUAUUGGAGGAGCAGGAGGGCUUUACUUUGGUGGACAAGUGCCAGGAGCAACGUCCGAUGAGUUCCUCCCACCAAAUAAAAUUUUAUUCAUACAGAAUCUUCCUGCAGACGUUACGGAGCAGUCACUCACUGCUUUAUUCCAACAAUAUCCUGGUUUCAAGGAAGUUCGUAUGAUCCCCACAAAGAAAGACAUAGCAUUUGUGGAAUAUGAUACGGAACCACAGGCGAUGGCUGCUAAAGAGACGUUGGCAGAUCACCAAAUAUCUCCUGACCAUAAGAUCAAGAUCACAUAUGCAAGGAAAUAA
Molecule: messenger RNA, 816 nt
Organism: Paraglomus occultum
Lineage: Eukaryota; Fungi; Glomeromycota; Glomeromycetes; Paraglomerales; Paraglomeraceae
Source: the annotation of a GenBank genome assembly